This is a messenger RNA of Eimeria mitis, 543 nucleotides long. RefSeq lists its product as uncharacterized. The coding region runs from base 1 to 543 and encodes 180 amino acids. The record is from RefSeq and is a predicted model, not a curated record. The transcript has 2 exons. Lineage: Eukaryota; Apicomplexa; Conoidasida; Eucoccidiorida; Eimeriidae.
AUGGUGGUGGUGCUGCUGAUGCGGGUGGUGCUGAUGCUGGUGGUGCUGAUGCUGCUGUUGAUGCUGCUCCCGUUGCUGCUGCUGCUGCUGCUGUUGCUGAGGCUCUACCAGAACAGCAGCAGCAGCAGCAGCAGCAGCAACAGCAGCAACAGCGAUAGCAAGAAGGUUAGAAACAACAACAGCAACAGCAACAGCAACAGCAACAGCAACAUCAGCAACAGCAACAACAGAAACAGCAGCAACAGCGACAGCAGCAGCAACAGCAGCAACAGCAACAGCAGCAACAGCAGCAACAUCAACAGCAGCAACAGCGACAGCAGCAGCAACAGCAGCAACAGCAGCAGCAGCAGCAGCAACAUCAACAGCAGCAACAGCAGCAACAGCAGCAGCAGCAGCAGCAACAGCAACAGCAGCAGCAGCAGCAGCAGCAGCAGCAGCAGCAGCAGCAGCAGGAUUACCCCCAUAGCCACCAUAGCUCCAGCCUCCAUAGCCGCCCAGGAGCAGCAGCAGGAAGACACAGACCGCUGCUGCUGCUGCCGAUAG